Messenger RNA from Lotus japonicus, 2181 nucleotides. RefSeq names its product probable indole-3-acetic acid-amido synthetase GH3.6. Gene Ontology annotation, cellular component: cytoplasm. Gene Ontology annotation, molecular function: acid-amino acid ligase activity. The coding region runs from base 134 to 1879 and encodes 581 amino acids. The transcript is spliced from 3 exons. The record is from RefSeq and is a predicted model, not a curated record. Lineage: Eukaryota; Viridiplantae; Streptophyta; Magnoliopsida; Fabales; Fabaceae.
AGUUCCUUUCUUACAUUGAACAUCAACAUAAAAGUCAACAGCUGCAAGCAACAAAAUUAGCGCAUGAAGUUUUGUUCUUGAACAUCAUCAUAGAAGUUUUUGUUCUUGAACAUCAACAUAGAAAAACAAAGACAUGAUGACAGAUGAAGAACUGAUACAGAAGCUGGACGAGUCUACCAAAAACGCCCAGCAUCACCAAUUGGAGACUCUCCGUUCAAUCCUUCUUCACAAUGGUAAUGUAAGCUAUCUCAAAUCCUUCAAACACAAAGGGGACCCUUCUGAUCCUGCAACUUUCACAAGGGUUGUGCCUUUGUCCUCCUAUGAAGAUUAUGCUGACUAUAUCAACCAGAUGGCAGAUGGAAAAGAAGACAAUCCUCAUCAUCAUCACCCUCUUCUCUCUGUUGAUCCUCCCCUCUGCUUCUUCUACAGCUCAGGAACAACCUCUAUGAAACCAAAAUUGAUCCCUUACUAUGAUUCAGACCUUUCCAAAGCUGCCUCCUUUAUCGGUCACCGCGGCAGCAUUGCUGUUCAUCAGAGAUUGUUUCCUCCAAAGCCUGAAGUCAACAAGAUCCUCUGGUUUCUCUAUGCUGACAACAUUACUUAUACUAAAUGUGGCCUGAAGGUUAUGGCGGCCUCUACAUAUUAUUUUCAAAGUGGUAGUGCCACCCCUCAGCAACUUGCUGUAUUUUCCAGUCCCUUAGAAGUUAUUCUUGGAUCUCAUGUGGAGCAUCAAGUGUAUUGCCACCUUCUAUGUGGUCUUAGGAAUCUGGAUGUUAUAGAUGGAAUUAUGGCCCCUUAUGCCAUAGGUUUGGUUAAAGCAUAUGGUCUUCUAGAGUCCAAGUGGGAGCAACUAUGUGAUGAUCUUGAACUUGGGAUUCCAAGUUCGGCAAUUUCAGAUGUGGCAAUGAGGGAAGCUGUGAUCAAUAAACUUGGUGGGGCUCAGCCAGAACUUUCAAAAAGAAUAAGGUUAGCUUGUGAAGGUAAAAACUGGGAAGGGAUUAUACCUAGGUUGUGGCCGAAUAUUCGUUAUAUUAGGACUGUAACCACGGGAAGCAUGAAACAGUACUACCAAAAGCUCAAGCACUAUGCAGGAGAGGUUCCUAUUCUAGGAGGAGAUUACUUUGCUUCAGAAUGCACCGUUGGUAUAAAUUUAGACAUACUGCAACCUCCUGAGACAACACGAUUUGUUAUGCUUCCUACUGCUGCCUACUUUGAGUUUCUUCCAUUUGACAUGAAUGAGGAUGUGGAUGAUGAUGCUGGUGAAGAAACAGUAGACCUUAGCAGUGUGGAGGUUGGGAAGAUGUAUGAAGUGGUUGUGACUACUUAUCGAGGAUUCUAUCGCUACCGGUUGGGCGACAUAGUGAGAGUUGUUGGCUUCCAUAAUUCAUCUCCACAAGUGGAAUUUGUGAUGAGGGCACCUAAAAGUCCUUCUGAGAUUCUGACAGAGAAAGACUUGAUUUUAGGAGUUGAAAACUUUCAACUUGCACUGAGUGGUGCUAUGAGAAUUGAGAUUGUUGAGUAUGCAAGUUUCUUGGAUCAGGAGUCAAGGCCAAAGCAGUUGAAUGUGUUUGUGGAAAUCCAAGAUGAGUCUAGUUUUCUGGAGGAUAAAAGGGAGGAAUCAGUUGCCAUUUUCAAAAGUUGUGUUUCCUCUCUUGAGAGUGGAUUCGGGGCUCUGUAUAAGGUGCACAAGGAUAAAGGUCACACAGGGAACUUAGUGAUAUUCAUCAUAAGGCCUGGAGCUUUUGAUCAAUUAUCAGAAUUAGCCAUUAAGAGGGGAGCAUCAGCUAGUCAAUAUAAGCCGCCCAAGAUUAUAAGGAAUUAUGAAGCUGUCAAAUUCUUGAAACAAUUAGCUUUUGUGACAAUAUCACUGGAUGACUAAUAACAUGUGGUGAACAGAUCAAAGCAUGUUUGAAAAUUCUUCUACAGUUGAUUUUAAAGUCAAAAUCAAUUCUGGGAAGAAGCUUCUGUGACUAGCUAGCUUUUGGGAGCCAGAAUUGAUUCUAAGAAAUAAAAAGCGGAUCCAAACAUGCUAUGAAUUUGUAGUAGGACCUUUGUCCUACCCUCUGAAAUUCAACUUUCUUGAGAACUGUUGAUUUCAAUCUAUUCACAUUUAGUAACAUAAUGUCUGCAAGGAGAUUAGUUUCUUUUUAGAAUAAUAAAAAUCUUGAAGAUUGGGAACCA